AUGAAUGAUCAAUUUGGAAUAAAAAAUGUGGAACUGGAUUGGUUUAAGUCCUAUCUAACUAAUAGAGAGCAAGCAUGCAUUGUCAACGGUGCAAUGUCAUCACCUAAAACGAUUGUGUGCGGAGUUCCGCAGGGAUCAAUUCUUGGUCCCUUGCUGUUUUUAUUAUAUAUUAAUGAUUUACCCGAAUGCCUCGAAAAAACUUCGCCACACCUAUACGCUGAUGAUACUCAAAUUUCUACUUCUGCCAAAACUAUUGAGGAACUUACUGAAAAUCUAAAUAACGACCUGAAAAAAGUCG
Molecule: messenger RNA, 298 nt
Organism: Paramuricea clavata
Lineage: Eukaryota; Metazoa; Cnidaria; Anthozoa; Malacalcyonacea; Plexauridae
Source: the annotation of a GenBank genome assembly